Molecule: messenger RNA, 2321 nt
Organism: Paramuricea clavata
Lineage: Eukaryota; Metazoa; Cnidaria; Anthozoa; Malacalcyonacea; Plexauridae
Source: the annotation of a GenBank genome assembly
AAAUAACGAACUCGUGCGCAGGCUUCGCACGUGUGUCAAAUUUCAAAAUUUCGAAGUGGACAAAUUUUUGAAUUGAAAAUAUAUUUUGAAAGUUCAAUUUUUGCAACCAAAAAGUCUUUUUAUUUUAUUUUAAAAGAGGAAUGAGUAGUUUCGACUAUCCUACGUCUGGAGAAAGGCUUAGUAGCGCUCAAAGAGACCAACUUUUAGAGCAAGUCAAGCAACAAGUUGCUUUGGCAAGCGCACAAGAAUUGAUACAGGUUGAGUAUAGUAGUGUGAUAUUGUAGACUUGUAGUAUCGUUUUAAUGUUAUAGUGGAGUUUUAUUGUUGUUUCGUUUGUAUCUUCAAAGAGUGUGCGUUUUGAUAGUUGGUGUGCCUUAAUAUUAAACCAGUACAGGGCAGUGAAUGCCAAAAUUAUAGGGGUCAAUUUAUACAGGACAGUAUGAGUAAAUAGUUGUAAACAAAACAGCAUUUACAGUCUUUAGUAAUUUUAUUAUUAUGUAGAGGUAUUCUAAGUCUUUAAACUAAAGGGACGUUGCUAAGGCAUCAACAUUGGGGGGGGGGAGGGGGGGUUUGUCGUGUUUUGACCAACAUUUAAUAGAAUUUUGACCAAGUCGUAAAAAAAAUUUCUGGACUAAUUUCUGGAUUAAUUUCUGGACUAAUUGUCGACCAAAAUAAACAAGGUUUGCCAAUUUUUCACCACAAUAUACCGACUUUGACCUUAAAUUUUAAGCAAAUAUCGGUUCCAUUUUGACCAACUUUGAGCAAAUGCCAGUUCUAUUUUGACCAACUUUGACCAACGUUUGAAUUAUAUAAUAGGAGAUACAAUAUUUUCAACUUUUAUUACUUGUAGAAAAUGUCAGAUAAGUGUUUCAAGAAAUGUGUGUAUAAACCUGGGACGUCACUAGAUGGCACUGAACAGGUACAAACAUACUUAUAGUAAUAGGCUGUUGCAGUAUUGAAAAAAAACCCAAAAUAACUCCUUCCUGUCCUUCUUGAAAUAACUCAAAUCAGCGACCAUUUUGCAAUCAGCCACUGAUGUUUACGUUCUAAAGUUCACUUUUUGACAAGUGAAAUGACAACUUAUAUUGCAAUGCCAACGUAAACAAACAUGUUUUACUUAAGACUUUUCCUACAAGCUUGACACAUUGAUUGUCUUUGUCCUUCUUGAAAUAACUCCAAUCAGCGCAUGGAAAAGCUUGAUAUGACGUUUAAUUUUUAAGAGGCAAUUUUUGUCAGUGUCUUGUAUUUGCAAUGAAAAGUGUUCAAAACUGAAAUUUUGUUUGGCGUUCCUCUCAAAAUUACAUUGUUUUACUUAGCUUUAUUUUGUAGUUUCCAUAGUUACUGUACUGUAGCUACCUUCAGUUUUAAAUGUAUCUGGCGGUUGAGAAACACAAAAUAACAGUUAAAUAUUGUCAAUUUAAACACAAUUAUCAUUGAUGCUGUAAAAUUGAUGCCAUAUUUAUACAGCAAUAUAAGCAAAACUUACUGAACUUCAGAUAUAAUUUUCUCUUUGGCAUACCAUCCAAAAUCUCUUCAUUGCACACACCAAACAUACUUCUUAAGUAAGUUAAUUUUGUUUGCCGCUUGAGAAACAUCAAAAAUUUUAAAAAAUUGAAUGCACAUUUAGUCAUAAGUGGAAAAGUAUAUAUUCAUGCAGUUUUGAGAGCGUAUUAUGUAUUAAAUACAAAAGAUUCCUCUUUCAAUAUACAAACAGAAACUGAUACUUUUCAAUAAUUUUUGGUAUAUCGAUAUACCGCAACAGCCUAACUAAUAAUUUUAAUAUUUAUAUAUAGCAAAACGUAGAAAUAUAUUGUGUGAAUGAUAUCAUUUUGUCAUUGUAUAACACUAGGUGACUAGCUUUGAGUGAGAGCGGCUUUCCAGUUGACUCAGAAAAUUAUGUAAUGUGCUCUGUUUAAAUAACAUUAUGUAAAAUUAUGUAAUGUGCUCUGUUUAAAUAUAAUUUUAGAAAUGUCUUGCAAUGUGUAUGGAUCGAUACAUGGAUACUUGGAAUUUAAUCUCUAAGACAUAUAGUAGUCGCCUUCAGAGGGAGCAUGGCUCGGGCUCUACUUUUCAGUAAUGUAUAAUAUUUAUACAUUGCAUGAUAUGGUAGAAAACUGUUUAAAUAAAUUUGUCAUCCGUAGGACUACAAUGCGGCAAUUCUGUCAAGUGUCAAUGUCGAUUUUUAUUGAAGAGUAAUUUGCAGUACUUAUUUAAAUAUAUGUAGAAUUUGAUUGUAGUUUUUUGAUUAUGUUUAUAUUUUUUGAUUAUAAUUUUGUAAAAAUCCCAAGCAAGCUCCCAAAAUAUCCCGAGAUUCCCUAAAA